GUGUGAUGACAGUUCACUCCAAAACUAAGAUUUUAGAAAAGAAAUGAGAGAUCAGUUUUUCUAAAAAUUGUUUUUUAUUUGUUUAUAAAUUGAAAUGGCUUCUACAUCUAAAGAUGGAGUACCAGAAUCAAAUAACCUAAAGCCCAACACUCCGGACGAUUUAGGGCCUGGGGCGUGCCCUGAAAGCGUUUUGAAUCCUACAGACUCUUUUGAGGAGUUCGCAUCAGAAAUGAGUUCAAGUCUUCUAGAGAGAAACAAUUCUUUGACCACUAAGAGCAGCACAAUAAGUGAAAUUCAAAGUGAGAUUUGUGAAAAAUCGAAAGAAAGUGAAGUGAAAGAUUCAAAGUCAUGUGAUGAUAUGCAGAACAAAAAUGAGUCCAUUACAGCAUCAGCCAGCACAUCAAAUUUGGAAGAACAGAAUGGCAAUGACUCUGAUGACGAGCGCGACGAGUACUUACAGUCACCAGAGCUGGUGAACAAGGAGAAACAUGUGUUUAUACUGAGCUCUGCCGGGAAACCUAUAUAUUCAAGAUACGGUAAUGAAGACAAAUUAGCUGGUCUGUGUGGCGUCAUUCAAGCUUUGGUCAGCGUGGUGGAGGAGCAGAAUCAGGAUAUACUCCGGUCGCUGACUACGAAAGAUUGCAAGGCUGUGUUCCUGGUGAAAGGCCCGCUGAUUCUUGUUGCGGUGUCUAAGUCUAACGAGAGUGAGACGCAGCUGGUACUGCAGUUGACCUACGCUUUCAACCAAAUAGUGUCAGUGCUUACCCUGACUCAACUGAACAGGAUUUUUGAGCAGAGAAGAAACUAUGACCUACGGAGAUUGCUGUCUGGAGCGGAGAGACUCAUAGACCAUCUACUUGUGUUUACUGAGAAGGAACCCGCUUUCCUGCUCGGCGCCGUCAGAUGUCUACCACUGCCAGAGAAAGCACGUGAAAACAUAACGAAUGCAAUAAUAUCUUCGUGUAACAAAAUAAGGGAUUUAGUUUUCGCAAUAAUGAUCGCUGGCAAUCAGCUGAUCACACUGGUCAGGAUGAAGAAGUACACCCUACACCCGUCCGACAUACAUUUGCUGUUCAAUCUGGUCCGGUGUACGGAGAGUUUCAAAACUGCGGAGAGCUGGACGCCUAUUUGUUUGCCGAAAUUCGAUGCCACGGGAUUCCUCCACGGCCACGUGUCCUACAUAUCCGAAGAUUGUCAAGCGUGUCUCUUACUCCUCACGGUCCAACGAGACGCGUUCUUCCCUCUCUCGCAAGCCAAGCACAACAUAGCCGAGAAACUGAGAAGGAACAACUGUCUCACCGCAAUUAACGACGCACUGAACCGAAACGUAGAAUUACCAACCACAAAUCCACUGAAACACAUAGGAAUACCAGAAAUAAGACACUUUAUGUAUAAAUCUAAAACAACAGCACAACUCUUUACUUCGGACCCCAUAUGUUUAGACCGAUUACAAGAUUACAGAAUAAGGUAUAAGGAUUAUGGUGAUAUUGAGGUGAAAAGGCCGGAGAAACUGUCGGAUAUAGACUAUGUGCAGAAUUAUAGGAGUUUUUGUAGCCAAAUGCAUUGCACUUCGACGCCAGCCAAGUUGAUAUUCAGGUCGAAUUCAAUGGACACUGUUUUGGCGUGGGUGACCUCAGGCUUUGAACUAUAUGUAACUUUCGACCCCCUUAUGGAAAAGGACCAAGCGAUCCGAGCGGUGGACCGAAUACUGCAGUGGAUCAGGAAAGAAGAGCACAGGAUCUUCAUUAUGAACGCCCCGACCUUCUAGCUAAACUUCUCCGUGAUACACGGAGCUAUCAGAUCGUCUAUAAUGAGGGACCUACUUUAGGACAAAUAUCGUAUAUGGAUCAGGAAGGAAGAGACACAGAAUCUUCAUUGUAAACUUCUACUUAAUUACAAGUGUCUCAUUGAGUUGUCCCAUAGUGGGACAAUUGAGUCGGUUUCAUCCCAGUCCCAUGGGACAAGUCCCAGUCACAUGGCACUAAUUUACCAAAAGACCCAAAAGUCCCAUUGCCGACAUCGAUCACAUAUGGAUCAGGCAACAUUGCUUGUACAGUCGACAGCAGAUCAAAUAUUACCGCGAUAUAAAUAGUACUAGACUUGUGGUCGACUGUACCAGAAAUCAAUCGAAUAAUUGGAAUAGUGAAGGAAAAUGUGUGUGCCAACACUUUUGGCAAUGAAACAGUUCCUAUGUGAUAGCCAUUUUAUAGAAAGAUCUAGACUGGAAUCUUUCAUAAACAUCUUGAUGAAAUUUGUAAAAAUUGUUUAGUUAGAACAAAAACUAAUUUAUUAAACUAGAAACUAUCUACUUGUUUAGUGUAGCUAGCUAGUACUUUAUUAUGAGAUAAAUGUUCAAAAUUAUAUUUAACUAGUUAAAUAUUAAAUAAUGCGAAAGUUAAUGUCCCCUUUUUCUCAUUCUUGGUCUACUCAACGACUCUUGAAUGAAUGAAAUGAAAACUCAUGAAAUUUUGCAAAAAUAUAGUUACUGUAUGGCUAUUAAAAGAAUUGUUCCCCUGAUAAAGUCACGCGAACGCGGUAUCGAAAGAAUUCAUGGUACACGCUUGCAUAUAGCAGAUUAUAAACCAGAUUAGAUAAGGCCGUAACUACGUUACGUGGUUAUCGUAGGAAAGAAAAUCAUAGUAGAAGAUUUCUCUCCUCUUCUCCUAAUCCAAUCCAAUUUUAGUCAGCUUACAUGCAUAAGAAGUGAAAAAAAAAAUGUUUUUGACCUAUUAACCCUUACGAGAUGCCAAUGCAUUUGUUUAGGUACUCGAAAAUUGGCACACAAUCUUUACAUAUAUUUUUAUUCAAAUAUACACUUUAAAAAUCAAUAUUGCACAUUACAAUUUUUUUAUGUAAUUUCUGAUGUAUAAAAUGACUGAUUUGUAAUGUGACAAGAUUUUGAAUUUUAAGGUUAAUAUAUUAUCAUUUCAAAGAUCUAAGUACCCAUCAAGAUUGUUAACUUUUAUGAUAUUUUAUAUUACCUGAACAAACAUGGUAUAUAUAGGAUAUUUAAUGCAAUGACAUCGUUUCUGAUGCUAGGGGCAAUUUUUUAUGUUUAAUACGUUUGUGUCAUCAUCUCAGUCUUUUUCUGCAAUUAUAAAACAUUAUAUAUACAACAAAUAUAUAUUGUAUUACUACACACAUGUAGUACCGCCCGCCAAAAAUAUUUAUUUACUGUUUUUUGCCAAACAACUUGUUGUUCGAGUGUUAAGUUCACUGUUUACAAUAUAAAUAUGAACUUUUACUGUUAUGAACGACAAAAUAUUAUGUUUUUAGUAGCAGAAUUAUAUACAUAUUUUAUAUAUCUUGAUCACACUAAGACGAUACAAGGCCAUUGGUCGAGCUGCCGGUAAAUGUGACUAGGUAGUUACGCCAUUAUUUAUUAAAAUAAAAUAUACUUUAAGCUAAAAUGUGUUUGACACUAUCGCUGUUUAUAAUAUUUGAAAUUUACAGAAAGAGACAAAACAUACUUUAGCUUAAAGUAUACUUCAACUUUUUUAUGUAAAAUGUUUGGGGUAAGUCUGUAAAAAUAUAUAAGUCUGUGCCUGUGAAUAUAGCUUGUUGAAAGCUUCAAAUAACCAUGAAUUAUACAAUUUCAUCACGAUCUUACGGCGUAAACAGAGUCUCAUCUAGAUAUUAUACUCGCUCAGUUAGUUCAGUAUUUUGUUGUGUAAAUAAAUUGUAAUUACUGUUUGUAAUUUUGAAAUGAAAUAUUCCAUGUAAAGAGAAUGUAAUUAUUAUAUUUUUAUUAACUGUUGUUCUGAUAGCAAUAAUAAAAAAAUAUUUAUCAAUUUAAUUUAA
Molecule: messenger RNA, 3801 nt
Organism: Plodia interpunctella (Indianmeal moth)
Lineage: Eukaryota; Metazoa; Arthropoda; Insecta; Lepidoptera; Pyralidae
Gene: Mon1
Product: Monensin sensitivity 1
Exons: 7
Coding region: 95-1768 (557 amino acids)
Biological process (GO): endosome to lysosome transport via multivesicular body sorting pathway; protein targeting to vacuole
Cellular component (GO): Mon1-Ccz1 complex
Source: RefSeq, a predicted model, not a curated record